AUGACCGGUAUAAAAGAUCGUCGCGAAGAGAAGGAUAACGCGGGCGAGAUUAUCUCACGAAUGAUUGCCACUGUGAAGACUCUACUUGAUGCGAAGCCGACAACUAUCAACUCGCGAGACCAGUAUGAUGCUAAGACCUUUCAUUACGCGUUGCAGAUCCACAUUGAGUAUCGGGAAGCCCCUCAAGCUAUUCAAGCCCUGCUGAAUGCCCAUCCAUCUAUCGAUACGCUCAACUCUCGGAACGAUCGAGGCAUGACUGCUCUUGGUGAGGCGAUCAGGUCAUUUAAAUCUUAUGGCAGCACUUUUGAAGAAGUAACAAGCUUAAUCACAAUGUUGCUGGUGUACGGGGCAAAUCAACGCUUGUACGACACCAAAGGACGCAAUAUCCUCCGCCUACUUUGCAUGUAA
Molecule: messenger RNA, 408 nt
Organism: Penicillium cinerascens
Lineage: Eukaryota; Fungi; Ascomycota; Eurotiomycetes; Eurotiales; Aspergillaceae
Exons: 1
Coding region: 1-408 (135 amino acids)
Source: RefSeq, a predicted model, not a curated record